Messenger RNA from Anolis sagrei ordinatus, 2477 nucleotides. RefSeq names its product sphingomyelin synthase 2 (gene SGMS2). Gene Ontology annotation, molecular function: sphingomyelin synthase activity; ceramide cholinephosphotransferase activity. Gene Ontology annotation, cellular component: Golgi membrane; plasma membrane; endoplasmic reticulum membrane. Gene Ontology annotation, biological process: sphingomyelin biosynthetic process; ceramide biosynthetic process. The record is from RefSeq and is a predicted model, not a curated record. Lineage: Eukaryota; Metazoa; Chordata; Lepidosauria; Squamata; Anolidae.
AUAGCAGCAGCAGCAGGGCUAGCUGGGGUGAGUCAGUGUUUGGAAAUGGAGUGGGCGUGUGUGUGAAUGUAAGAGAAUGAAUGAUGUCAGGCGAGGCUGGGGCAGACAGCGGGCGGGAGGGAGGAAGGCAAGGCAGGCAGGGAGGCAGCAAAGAGCAUGAAGCUGGCUGUAAACACAGCGGCGGCUCCAGAAGCAACAGCACCGCCAGCCCAGCAGCCUUGCUUUCUGAGUCUUUUCUCUCUGCCCUCUAGAGCGGCGAGGCGAAGAGUGAAAGCAAAGCUGCCUGCGAAGGGAAGGGAGAGGCUGUAGGCAAACUUUCUUCUUGCCGUUUCUUUUCCUCGCGGCUGCCUGGCCCGGAGGAGUUGGGAAUGCCAAGAGAGCCUGGAGCCUUUCCCUGCUGAAGGCUGGAAGGCAGAACUUGCUCGGAAAUUACCUCUUCCCCUUCAAAAUAAGCAGCGAGCAUGUUGAUGGUCCUUGGAAGAAAAAUCUAUGAGACUUUUUUCAGAGAACUGAAGCCAUAACUGACCAGAAAAGAGAAUCCAGUUUUCGUAUAAUUUGUUAAAAGACCCAAAUGAGCAGGAAGUACAAGAAGAUUUUUUUUUAAAAGAAGUGGAGGAUAUUUUCUUUAAAGAAAUUGGACAGGAAUUUAUUUGUUUUGUCACACGUGUUAGGCCUGAUGGAUACCAUAGAGACAGCAAAACUUGAAGAGCAUAUGGAAGAACAAAACAGUGAAACAGCAAAUGGUUAUGUUCUACCUGCUCUCACUGUUAGUGAAGAAAACAAGAAUGGCAGCAACAAAACAAAAGCUUUAUCCAAUGGUUUGCGAAAAGGUGCUAAGAAGUAUCCAGACUAUAUACAGAUUUCUAUGCCCACUGAUUCUAGGAACAAACUCCCAUUGGAAUGGUGGAAAACAGGUGUUGCUUUCGUGUAUGCUGUUUUCAACUUAAUUCUAACGACUGUCAUGAUCACAGUGGUACAUGAGAGGGUGCCUCCUAAGGAGCUCAGUCCUCCAUUACCUGAUAAGUUUUUUGAUUAUAUUGAUCGUGUGGAAUGGGCUUUUUCUGUAUCAGAAAUAAAUGGAAUUAUACUCGUUGGAUUAUGGAUAAUCCAGUGGUUGUUUCUCAGAUACAAAUCGAUAAUAGGACGUAGGUUCUUUUUCAUAAUCGGAACUUUGUACCUCUAUCGCUGCAUUACUAUGUAUGUCACCACCUUACCUGUGCCUGGAAUGCAUUUUCAGUGUGCUCCAAAGUUAAAUGGAGAUUCUCAAGCUAAAGUACAACGGAUACUACGACUAAUUUCCGGUGGUGGACUGUCUAUAACAGGUUCACACAUCCUAUGUGGAGACUUCCUGUUCAGUGGUCAUACUGUAAUUCUAACACUCACGUACCUGUUUAUCAAGGAAUAUUCACCCCGUCACUUUUGGUGGUAUCAUUUGAUAUGCUGGUGUAUGAGUGUUGCUGGAAUAAUCUGUAUUCUAGUUGGACAUGAACAUUAUACAGUAGAUGUUGUCAUUGCUUACUACAUAACCACAAGGCUCUUCUGGUGGUACCAUACAAUGGCUAACGAAAAGAACUUGAAAGUUUCAUCACAGACUAAUUUCCUGUCUCGAGCAUGGUGGUAUCCAAUAUUCAAUUUUUUUGAGAAGAAUAUCCAAGGUUCAGUUCCUUGUUGUUUUUCAUGGCCAAUAUCUUGGCCCCCUAGUUGUUUCAAGUCUUCAUGCAAAAAAUAUUCCCGGGUUCAAAAAACAGGAGAGGACAAUGAAAAAUCCACCUGAAGAGAAUGAAGGCAAGAAAAUGGAUUGACUCUUUUGUUCUACCAAAACGUUGUGCUAUAACCAAAGCUCUUAAGAUGACUAGAUUGUUAACUGAAGAAGUGGACCAAACUUUGUGCAACUGAUUUAAGAAAAGACAAUUGUAGACACACACAAAGUCAUUAUCCCUUAGUAUGUUUUUAUAAUCCUAUUGUUCAGUCCAUCCCACCCCUAGAUGCCAGUAGACACUGGUACUCAGUGGACCUCCUGGUGCCAAAACAAUACUUCCUAAGAAGAGGAGCCAGGAUGUGGUUUCCUAAUGAGAUUAAGAGGUGCCAAAGAACACAUCACACCAUCUGUUCAUAAAUAUCACUUAUCCACAGAAGCACCGAAACAAAAUAACAGCUUCAGAUUUCUGGAGCCUGUUUAGCAAAACCAUCAUAAAUGAUACAGGGCACAGUAGUAGUCUCUCUAAGUAUAUAUGGAGAGAAAUUAGCAAGCUGUGUUUGCAUUAUUCUCACUAGUGACAACAAGAUCUGUGAUAUAUGACUAAUGAAACCAGAAGUGACCCUUGAUCUUUUUAUACUCUCUUUUAUGGGAAUGAGUGAAUACAUUAUGACCAAGUAAUGCCACCACAGAUCCAUGUACUCUGCUCUGUAUUGACUUUUACAUUUUUUAAAAAAGAAGUGGUUAUUUUAUAUAUGAAAAUAAAACCUAUUUUAUCUGA